This is a messenger RNA of Botrytis porri, 2117 nucleotides long. RefSeq lists its product as uncharacterized. The coding region runs from base 252 to 1898 and encodes 548 amino acids. The record is from RefSeq and is a predicted model, not a curated record. Lineage: Eukaryota; Fungi; Ascomycota; Leotiomycetes; Helotiales; Sclerotiniaceae. Gene Ontology annotation, molecular function: transmembrane transporter activity. Gene Ontology annotation, biological process: transmembrane transport. Gene Ontology annotation, cellular component: membrane. The transcript is spliced from 4 exons.
UUACUCAAUUCAUAUAAAUUUCAACGCUAAUUGCCGACUUGCUCGCUUUUGCUUAACCGCUCGCUCAUUGUCAAGUUUCAACGCCGAUGAGGUGGAGACGAGGAUUGAUUUUCGCGCGUCUUUUGAGUUAUACUUCAUUGUUGGUAUCACUACAUAAUCUAUCUCGAGAAGUCACAUAUCGAGGGGCUUUUCACCAUUUACCAUUUUCCUUCUUCUUCUCUAGAAAAUUAAGAUAGGGAGACAGCAGAGCCAUGGACCAAAACAAACAAGGGGAGGGAGAAGUAACUCAUCUCGAGGGUCCUCCAGUUCAACAAGGCAACCAUCAAUUCGACACCCUUUCUCCGCAAUCUUCCUUGCCAGCAUGGAAGCCCUCGCAGAGGAAACAACCAGAGGGUGACACAGCUCUUGCUUUAUUCCAAGAUACGGAACAAUUGCAUCAAGCGGUUGAUCCCGUUCAAGAGAGGAAGUUGAUCAAGAAAAUCGAUAUGGUCAUUUUACCUUGUCUAGCUGUCUGCUACAUGUUCUACUAUAUCGAUAAAACCACUCUUUCGUACGCCGCCAUCUUUGGAAUAAAAGAUGAUCUUCAUCUGGAAGGGACGAAAUACUCCUGGCUUUCAAGUAUUUUCUAUUUUGGCUGGCUCGCCUGGGCCUUUCCCACCAAUUAUUUGAUGCAGAAGUUUCCGGUCGCGAAAUACCUCGCUUUUAAUAUCUUCAUGUGGGGUGCUCUUCUCAUGUGUCAGGCCGCCGCACGCAACUUCACCGAACUCGCCGUUCUCCGCGCCCUCUCCGGUGCCGCAGAAGGCUGUAGUGAUUCCUCGUUCAUGAUCAUCACAUCUAUGUGGUACACGCGACGCGAACAACCCAUCCGAAUCGGUCUCUGGUAUUCCGCCAACGGUGUGGGUAUUGCACUCGGAGGGCUUAUUGGCUACGGAAUUGGAAAUAUCCGCGGGUCUUUAGCGUCGUGGAAAUAUGAAUUUUUGAUCGUCGGUGCUUGUUGUUGUAUUUGGGGAAUUGUUUUGUGGAUUUUCUUACCUGAUAGUCCUGUUACGGCAAGGGUGUUGAGUAUUGAUGAGAAGCGGAUGGCAGUGGAGAGAUUGAGGGAAAAUCAAACGGGAGUGGAAAAUAAAACCUUCAAAUGGAAACAAGUAAAAGAGUGGGCGGGGGAUUAUAAAACUUACCUGUUCUUUUUGAUUGGACUUGUGGCGAACAUUCCGAAUGGAGGAAUUAGUAAUUUCGGUACUUUGAUCAUUAAAGGAUUUGGAUACUCAACUUUGAUAACAACCAUCAUGCAAAUUCCCUACGGUGUCCUCAUUGCCCUCAGCAUCCUCCUCUGCGUCUUCCUCAACGAUCGCUUACCUCCCAACAAUCGCUGUAUCAUGAUCCUCAUCUUUCUCCUCCCCAACAUCACUGGCGCGUUCGGACUUCAAUUUCUUCCUCAGACUCAGCAGGUUCCUCGUCUCAUAAUGUAUUACCUCACCGGACCCUACAAUGCCUCUUUCGUAUUAUUACUCUCGGUAUUGUCAGCUAAUACCGCGGGACAUACCAAGAAAAUCCUCACGAACGCGACGCUUUUUGUAGGCCUUUGCGUGGGGAAUAUUUCAGGUCCGUUCUUUUACAAGAGUUCUCAGGCUCCGAAAUAUCAAUUGGGGAUAUGGAGUAUGAUUGUGUCUCAUUUGACGGAAGCAGUGUUGAUUAUCAUUUUGAGAUUCCUGUUGAAGAGGGAAAAUGAGAAGAGGGACUUGCAGCAGGGAAUUGAUGUGGCGAGUGGAGUGAGAGAGGGACGGGGAGAUGAAUUUGCGGAUGAGGAUGAGGAGGAAAGAAGAAGGAGGGAUUUGGAUGAUACUGCUUUUGCAGAUUUGACGGAUAGGGAGAAUGAGAAUUUUAGGUAUAUUUUCUGAAGGGUAGAUGAUGAUGGAGUGGAUUUGAGGAGGGGUUGAAGGGACUGGUGACAGGUUCCGGAAUAUCCAUGGAUUGGAUAAAUAUGCACACACGAGCAUUAAGCCAUUUGCAAUGGUAAAUCUAAAAUAUUUUAAACGAUAACAUAGAUCAAUAAAUGAGUUCUCAUGUUCUUGAUAUCCCAGACUAGGGAUUUCAAGAUGAUCAUUCUGUACCGUUUC